Molecule: messenger RNA, 540 nt
Organism: Elephantulus edwardii (Cape elephant shrew)
Lineage: Eukaryota; Metazoa; Chordata; Mammalia; Macroscelidea; Macroscelididae
Gene: GSTM5
Product: glutathione S-transferase mu 5
Exons: 6
Biological process (GO): glutathione metabolic process
Molecular function (GO): glutathione transferase activity
Source: RefSeq, a predicted model, not a curated record
AUGGAGGAUCUUAAGGAAGUUCGUUCUCAUUCCAUCUUUUCCACAACUGCUCCUGACUAUAACAGAAUCCAGUGGCAGAAUGAGAAAUUCAAGCUGGGCCUGGAAUUUCCUAAUCUGCCCUACCUCCUGGAUGGGGCUCACAAGAUCACGCAGAGCAACGCCAUCAUGCGCUACCUUGCUCGCAAGCACAACCUGUGUGGUGAGACUGAAGCAGACAAUAUCUGAGCAGACGUCUUGGGGAACUAAGUUACGGACACUUGAGCUGUACUGGGCAGGAGAUGCUACAAUCCUGACUUUGAAAAGCUGAAGAAGCCGCAGUACUUACAGGAGGUGCCUGGUAAGCUGAGACUGUACUCACAGUUCCUGGGGAAGCGGUUAUGGUUUUCAGGGGACUACAUAAAGAUGAUCUUUGUGGACUUUCUUGUUUAUGACGUCCUUGAUAUGAACCGGAUCUUUGAGCUGAAGUGCCUGGAGGCCUUUCCAAACCUGAAGGACAUCAUGGCCUGCUUUGAGGUGAAGCCCCAGAUCCUGUUUCUUUAA